AUGCGUUUUGCUGCUGCUUGUGCCGCUCUCCUUUCUAUACCCCUUGCUGCGUAUGCUGCAGUAAUCCCCCACAAGCGCGCAACUGUUUGCAACGGUCAUGCGGAGCUCUGCAACAGGAGCUAUGGCAACACCACCUUUGCAGGCUCCCAUGAUUCGUACGCCUUCAGCGAGAACCCCUUCGCGCGUACUGGCAAGAGACCAGGAGUGGACAUCACCACCCAGCUCAACUCUGGCAUCCGCAUGCUCCAGGCCCAAUCUCAUAUGAACAAUGGCCAGCUCCACUUCUGCCACACCAGCUGCACCCUCUUUGACGGUGGCACCGUCGAGGCGUACCUCGCGACCGUCAAGUCCUGGCUGGACGCGAACCCGAACGAUGUCGUCACCUUCCUCUUCACGAACCCCGAGGGCGUCUCGCUCCCCGACGUCUGGGCCCCCGCGUUCGAGCAGUCCGGCAUCGCGCCCCUCGCGUACGUGCCCCCGCACGUCCCCAUGGCCCGCGGCGAGUGGCCCACCCUCGGCGCGCUCAUCGACUCGGGCAAGCGCGUCGUCGUCUUCAUGGACGCCGGCGCGGACGGCGCGGACGGGAACGUGAACUACAUCCUCCCCGAGUUUGAGAUGAUCUGGGAGCCGCCGUUCGACUCCACGGACAACACCUUCCCGUGCUCGGUCGACCGCUCCGCGGGCCCGCUCUCGACCGCGGACCACAUGUACCUCCUCAACCACUUCCUCGACGUCAACAUCCUCGACACCGGCAUCCUCGUCUCGGACCCCGCCGCCGCGUCGACGACGAACGGCGUGACGUCCGUCCUCGCCAACGCCGCCGGCUGCCGCCCGCUCAGCGGCGGCGGCUUCAACCCCAGCUUCGUGCUCAUGGACUACGUCAACCUCGGCAACGGUGUCGCCGCCGCCGACCAGAUGAACGGCUUCUGA
Epithele typhae is the source of this 930-nucleotide messenger RNA. RefSeq names its product PLC-like phosphodiesterase. Lineage: Eukaryota; Fungi; Basidiomycota; Agaricomycetes; Polyporales; Epitheliaceae. The record is from RefSeq and is a predicted model, not a curated record. The coding region runs from base 1 to 930 and encodes 309 amino acids. The transcript is spliced from 8 exons. Gene Ontology annotation, biological process: lipid metabolic process. Gene Ontology annotation, molecular function: phosphoric diester hydrolase activity.